UUAUCAGCGUGUGAUAUAGCGCGUGAGUUUGCUCGUGCUGCUGUGUCAUGGCGAGAGCCGCGAGUCCGGAGCUUGUAGAGGGCGCAUUGCUGCCAGAGAACAGUCGACUCGGUCAAGCCAAUAUCGAUUGGGAUAAUGGUUUAGGGGAAUUUCGCGUCGGUCACUGCUGACAGAUCAUUUGUCGUGUAGCUCCUUCACGUUGAUGCGGAUGAAAGGAAACUGGCUAAGAUAGGCCAAUGUCAGUGAAAUGAGAGGUAUGGGAUACCCCUGCAAGAUGCUGCAGUGCUUUCAAGUCAGUCAGUGAAAGGUGUUAUCCCUAGGGAUAUGUACUCUGCUUCUUGGUUGUUUUCCGGAGCGAAUCAAGUGUUAGUUAUCCCUCUUCGCAACUGUGCCUAGUCUGGGGGGGUUUGGACCUAUGUCUAUCGCAGUCUAUGUUGAGGAAAAUGCACCAAAGUUAUCACGAACUUUACUUGAAGAUGAGCGUUACUUCGCGAAGCCGAUAAGAAAGAUUUGUGGACAAUUCGGGUGGUUGUCGCAGCUCGGUACGUUUCCAGUCGACAGCGGACAAGUUGAACCGAGAAGGAAAAUAAGAAAGGAUACGGCUAUGGCUGGUGUUGGGUGGCAGCAGCGCGUCUAUUCCUUGACUUUGUGGCUUCUUCACCGGAUAUGUCCGAUGCGAACCGACACUUGCUCUCAGAUUCCAGGGGAGACAGAAUCAGCCUCUGCCGGAAGACGGAACUAUUCUUCUUAUGGGGCCUCCGGCCCACCUUGUUGCAAUGCAGGCAAAUCCUGUGCCAGAUGCCAAUCAAAAACAUACGACCUAGACCUCAAGUUACCGGAAUCAAGGAAGCCAGCAGGUUACAACGCGCAAAACGAGGGGACAGGGCCAUCUAGCCUCUUCAGCAAUCGGAGCCGAUAUGCUGCCCCGGGACGAGCCAAUUCAAUAAGAGUUAAGACAGCGGGUGAUCACAAAGGCGCUAAGGGCAGGGAACCGAAAUAUCGCCCCUUAAGGAAUCCACUCAUGAUACUUCUCAUCAAAGAAGCGCGGCCUCCCAUCAGAGAGGAAAUAUGACCUGCUUAUGCCAUAACACUAAUGAUCGACGUCGUGUACAGACACGGACAGACAAAUGGAGGAUGUGAAUUAGAGUACCAGGUGAUGCGAGACGAUUGGCGGUUGUUGUCCUUGUCCCC
Molecule: messenger RNA, 1191 nt
Organism: Aspergillus japonicus CBS 114.51
Lineage: Eukaryota; Fungi; Ascomycota; Eurotiomycetes; Eurotiales; Aspergillaceae
Exons: 1
Coding region: 416-1072 (218 amino acids)
Source: RefSeq, a predicted model, not a curated record